AUGGAGCAGCAGUCCCGCACGAAGCAGCAGUCGGGCACGAAGCAGAAGCCCCGCACAAAGCAGCAAACUGCCACGGAGCAGCAGUCCCACACGAAGCAGCAGUCAGACACGGAGCAGCAGUCCCGCACGAAGCAACAGUCGGGCACGAAGCAGCAGUCCCGCACGAAGCAGCAGUCGGCACGGAGCAGCAGUCCUGCACACAGCAGCAGUCGGUCAGGCACGGAGGAGCAGUCCCUCACGAAGCAGCAGUCGGGCACGGAGCAGCAGUCCCGCACGAAGCAGCACUAUGGCACGAAGCAGCAGUCGGGCACAGAGCAGCAGUACCGCACGAAGCAGCAGUCAGGCACGGAGCAGCAGUCACGCACGAAGCAGCAGUCCCGAAUGAAGCAGCAGUCAGGCACAAAGCAGCAGUCGGGCAUGGAGCAGCAGUCAAGCACAAAGCAGCACUCUCGCACGAAGCAGCAGUCAGCAAUGGAGCAGCAGACCUGCACGAAGCAGCAAUCAGGCACGGAGCAGCAGUCCCGCACCAAGCAGCAGUAG
Molecule: messenger RNA, 540 nt
Organism: Schistocerca cancellata (South American locust)
Lineage: Eukaryota; Metazoa; Arthropoda; Insecta; Orthoptera; Acrididae
Product: serine-aspartate repeat-containing protein I-like
Exons: 2
Coding region: 1-540 (179 amino acids)
Source: RefSeq, a predicted model, not a curated record